Messenger RNA from Lytechinus variegatus (green sea urchin), 2769 nucleotides. RefSeq lists its product as uncharacterized. Bases 1 to 828 code for a protein of 275 amino acids. Gene Ontology annotation, biological process: apoptotic process. NCBI's taxonomy places the organism in Eukaryota, Metazoa, Echinodermata, Echinoidea, Temnopleuroida, Toxopneustidae. The transcript has 4 exons. The record is from RefSeq and is a predicted model, not a curated record.
AUGGAUUCUCCUAAGAUGUGGAAGGUGUGGCACAGGAGCAUGAAAAAAUCAGUUAUAGCGUCCAAUUUUGACGAACUUGUCACUAAAGCACUGGAUAAACUGCAACAGAGCAGAGACCAACUCUUGAACAUCCAGCUUGAGGAUGGUACAGAGGUAGAAGCUGAUGUAUUUCCAUAUUUAUCAAAUUCGGAACCUCUACAUUUUACCUUUGCCACUGAAAAUAGAAGCCCGAGCCCAAACUUUUCAUAUAGCAGUCCUAGCAUGAGCCCAGGCUUGCCAGAUGACGACUUCUCUAGCGUUGAUGACAUUCAACAUGACUGCGAUUAUUCUGCUGACUUCUCUCCACAUCACUCUUCACCGAUAUCAACAAAGAUACCAAACCUUGAGAAACCAACGUCACCGAUACCCUCCACAUCAAUGUCCAACUUGACAUCAAAGGACUCUAAUAGCUCAGGUGGAAAUCAACUGGACACCAAGAAAAUAAUAAAACAAGCAACACUCAACAGAUAUAUUCCUGGAGCAUCUCCUCCUCCAGCAUCUCCACCACCUACCACUUCACAUCAUAGAGACCGGGCACGCAUUUUGUCAGAGGAUGGAAGAAAUUCACAGUACAAGGCUGUGAAUGAUGCCUGUCAGGCCAUAUUUGACAAAAAUCCAGAAAUUCUGUAUCAAAAUGGAGGAAAAGGGAAGUUGUUGGAAAUGGGAAGGGCUGAGGUGGAAAAUUCUUAUGAAUUUAGGAAAGGGUACAGUCAGGGCAAGAAGCAAAAUAUUAAGUCGCCUGAAAUGAGACAGUGGAAUGUCAUCACAAUUUGGUUCUUGGAGGCAUGAAUGGUGAUACAUGUACAUUCAAUAAAAACAAGAUCUGGUAUAACAAAAAACAAGAACUAAUCAUGUACAUGAACUACAUUUAUGUACUUUUUGAAAAUGCAGGAAUUUGGGUUCAUGUUGUUCCCAUAUAGCAUGCAGCCAUUGAGUCACAUUUGGUGAUUUUAAGAAACUGGUUUCUAUACCAUAGCUAUAUCCUUUUCUUGGUGUUACUUUGAAAAGAAAUUGAUUCUAUGGCAAUCAUGGGGGGUUCUUCGGGAGAGGGCACUUACUUUUGAUGUUGAAUUUAAUACUACAUAAUUAUAUUGCACCUAUACCUUUUUUGUGUACCAGUUCUUGUAAGUUUACAAGUAAAAGUUCUUGAUAGAUUCAUUAGAUUGAAAGCAUUUUCUCAUAAAUAGUCAAAUUAACUGCCACAAAAAGAUGUUGAGACUCUUCAAAAUUUAAUCUAGAAACCAUGCCGCAUUUGAUAUAAAAACAUUUCAUUCGCAUAAUGUGGUAAUACCUUGUCUAAGUCGACCUCGCAUAAGUCAAAUAAUCGCCUAAGUCGAAGGUCUUUUCAAGUCCUCUUCUCUUUACAUUCUAUUGUUUUUACCCCUCAUAACUUGAAUUCUCUCUAAGUCAAAGCUAUUUCUUCAGUCCCAACAGAUUCGACUUAGGCAAGGUUGACUCAACAUUUCGGUGCUUCAAAAAGCACGGUAAAGGUUGUUUUAAGGAAAUUAUGCUAAUUAACUGAACAAAGUGCAAUUUCAAAAAUGGUUUAUAAUUAAGCUACUCACAUGCUGCUUUUUAAGGGCUCAUUGCCCCAUGACAAUUUGUGAGUGUUGGCAUGUGAUCAGUACAGUUGUGUUUUAUUGAAAAGAUGGGCACAUUCAGUGAGAGUCUUUGCAACUUUUGGAUUUUUACCUUUCAUUUGAUAUUCAAAAUGGUACAAAGUGGGUGUAUUACAACACAUUGGACUAGAGCCAUCAAAAAGUGCAUGACAUUAUCUUGUCUCUUUAAGCAAUUAAGUUUCUAAUGGGUACAGGUUCAAUUCAGAAAUUUUACCUUAUCUUUAUAGUGUCUCAAUAAUUUUUUGGUGUUGUUUCGAUGAUAAAUAGAGACUAGCUUUAAACUUUGCUCUGUAGAAAACUGAUACAGACUUAUGUAAUUAUUUGAGAAAUUAUCAAAACAGAUGAAUAAAGCCUUAAUAUGAAUGUUUGAAUUAGGUGUUCAAUGUAAUUUCUUGUUUGUGACUUUAGUGUUUUUGUGGCCAUUUAGUUUAAUACAUUUGUUUGCAUAUAGUAGGCUGAUGUCACAGGAAAAAUUACGUUGGAAAUACAGAAUACACUUGUAUGUAGAACAUUGCAAAUUGAAGUUGCAGAAGCGUGCGCAUGGGUUAUUUACACUCAAUUUAGAUUUUUAGUCAAGAAAUAUAUUUGCAAUGGGUUUUUCAAUUUUAAUCUGCGCCUGAGCCCUUUACAGUGAAACCUGUUUCAAGUUUGGUGGGGGGGGUACAAAGUAGUUUGCCCAAUUGUGUUUGUAAAUGUUUUUAACCUAAUGCCAAAACCACUUCAGACAGCAAUUAAAAAAGUUAUAUAUAAUGAUUAGAGUGAUUUGAGACAUGAUGUGGUAGUUUUAACUAUCACAUAGCAUAAACAGAACCGUCGGGAUAUUAUGAUACACGUAUAAAACAAAUGGGCCCUGCCUAUAAUAGCGUAAUAGUAAAAAAUUAUAAUUUGAUCAAAUUUUGCCUGUUCUGUUUCAAUAGGAAAAGUCAAAGUUUGAGCUCAUUAUAUAUAUUUACUAUCACAUUCUUAUAUCAGUCAUUCAUAUUAUUCAAUUUAAUUGUUAUUGAUAUGGGCAAAUUCACAAAUUCCUCAUUCUGUUGCCCCAACAUACUAUUGUGUCAGUCCUCAUAAUUAUAGAUAUUAAUAUGAGCACACACACACACACUUGUCCUCA